This is a messenger RNA of Haemonchus placei, 219 nucleotides long. Lineage: Eukaryota; Metazoa; Nematoda; Chromadorea; Rhabditida; Trichostrongylidae. The record is from the annotation of a GenBank genome assembly.
AUGAUUAUGGGCCUACUUUACGAGUACAUCAUGGAGCUCAGUGAUGAAUCGGAACUUCAAAAGAAAGAAUUCCUAAGGCGUAAACGCGAAUACCCUUUUGGAACAGAUGAGAUUAAGGACUUGGUCAUCAGCCAACGUGACGUUUUCAAUGCAGAAAUAGAGGACAUGACGGAGCUGCUAGACAUGACGGAGCUGCUAAAAGCCAAGAACGAGAAGUGA